AACGGGAGGGAGGGACACAAAGACCCGGAGASAAAGUUGGAGAGAAAGACUCUGAGCUCGGUGGCCGGGAGAACAGCAGGAACACACCGGGAGAACACCGGGAGAACCGCUCACUCUCUUUCCGUGGAUUUCUCCGGUGCGGGGAGCCGCCGGGCACGCGCCUGCUGUGUGUGUGCGUGUCGGUGGAACUUUGGAUGAAUCUAAGUCCACGAUGAGGAGCGAGCCCGUUCUGUUCGCGUCCAGCAGGGCGAUGGAGGAGCUAGUGUCUGAGCUUCGACUGUUCCUGGAUCUGCUGGACAGGGAGUACCUGAGCGCCGGAGUCCGAGAGAAGAAGACCCACCUCUCUAACAUCCUGAACAGAGUCCUCUCAGACAAAGAACCAUCAUUUAAGUCUGAGAUCCACAGUGGUCUGCCGACCCCGCCUCAGAUGCCCCUCCCAGAGAUUCCUCACCCCUGGCUGGCUCCAAACAAUGGCCCUCCUCCGCUGCCCACCUCCUCACUUCCAGAAGGAUACUAUGAGGAGGCAGUUCCUUUAAGUCCAGGGAAGGCUCCGGAGUACAUUACCUCCAAUUAUGACUCGGAUGCCAUGAGCUCUUCCUAUGAGUCAUAUGAUGAUGAAGAGGAGGACGGGAAGGGCCAGAAGAUGCACAUCCAGUGGCCCUCUGAAGAAGCUUCCAUGGAUCUGGUGAAAGAUGCUCGGAUUUGUGCUUUUCUGCUUCGCAAGAAGCGCUUCGGCCAGUGGACCAAACUUCUGUGUGUCAUUAAAGACAACAAACUCCUGUGUUACAAAUCUUCUAAGGACCAAACCCCACAAAUGGAGCUCACCUUGUCAGGAUGCAGCAUCACCCACAUCCCCAAAGAUGGCAAGAAGAAGAAGCAUGAACUGAGGAUUGUCCACCAGGGGGCAGAUGCCUUGGUGCUGGCGGUGCAGAGCAAAGAACAAGCCGAGGAGUGGCUGAAGGUGAUGAGGGAGGUGUGUCUUAAUGGAACUGCAGACCUGGAUGGGUCAGGAUCUGGAUCACCUGUGUACAAAACUGAAUUGGAGAAGAGAACUUCAUGUGACAGACCGAGCUCAGAUGGAGAGGCCAGCCAUGAGAACGGCCACAGCGACAGUAAAGACCAAGGAAAAGCAAAGAAAAACUCAAAGUCUGAGCAGAAAACUGGGACUGUGGGGAAGGGAGCCAGCAAGAAGAUCACCAAGAUCAUCGGACUGGGGAAGAAGAAGCCAUCCACAGACGAGCAGACGUCAUCCGCAGAGGAAGACGUACCCACCUGUGGCUACCUGAAUGUACUGUCCAAUAACCGCUGGCGGGAGCGCUGGUGUCGCCUGAAAGACAACCAACUGCUCCUCCACAAGGACCGGGACGACCUGAAGAGCCACGUUGCCUCCCUGCCUCUCCGAGGCUGCGAGGUCAACCCCGGCCUCGACCACAAACAUCCGUUUGCCUUCCGCCUGCUUCGUAAUGGCCAAGAAGUGGCUGUGCUGGAGGCCGCCUCCUCUGAGCAGCUGGGUCGCUGGUUGGGGGUUUUACUGGCUGAGACCGGCUCCACCACAGACCCAGCCACUCUGCACUACGACUACAUCGAUGUGGAGACCACCGCCAACGUCAUCCAGCUGGCCAAGCAGUCAUUUUGCUUCACCAGUAAGCGUGCCGUUUCUCCCAGUCCGUACCGGGAAAACUCCACCAACGGCUAUGCCUGCCCCUCCGGCGUGGCUCUGCACUAUGAUGAUGUACCCAUUAAUGGAACGGAACCGAAGACGCAGUACUCGUCUCCCAGCAGCAGAGGGCGUCAGCGGACAGAGGAGGCUCACUAUGAGAAUGCAGAGUUGUAUGAGAAUAUGCCCUCACCUAAGCUGACCUCCCGCUAUCCUCCCAAGGCUUCCUUUCCUCCUGUCUCCUCUUCCUCCUCCUCCUCCUCUGCUGGUCCCCACAGAGCUCCUGUUUCUAAACUCUCCUCUAAGUUCCUGUCGAAUGACUGUAAACCUAAAGACUCGUCUCAGCUGAAAGGAAAGAAGGGAGCUACGAGCAGUGGAUUUGGAUCAAAACAGAAGGUGGAGCCAAAGAAUCAGCUCAAGAAGAAUGGAGUCAAUGGGAUGAAUGGGGGCACUUCUGUGAAACGCAACAACUCCAAUGACGAACAGUGCAAAUAUGGCAAGAAUCGUGUGGAGGCCGAUGCCAAGCGACUGCAGGCCAAAGAGGAUGAGCUGAUGAAGAAGAAGCAGGAGAUCAGGAGCCACCUGACCCAACUGAAGAAGGAGAGGAGGGACCUGCGCACUGCCGUGGAGGCUGCUGCUGGAAAACGCUCACUUGUGUCGCUGUCGGAGCGCCUGAAGAAGGUGGAGGAUGAGUGCAAACAGAAGGAGGAGGAGCGGGUGAACCUGGAGCUGGAGCUCACCGAGGUGAAGGAAAGUCUGAAGAAAGCCCUGAGUGGAGGGGUCACUCUGGGCCUCACCAUCGAACCUAAACCCGGUUCCUCCGGCCUCCAGUCUCCAGCAAUGCUUCGAAGAACACAGGAGUCUUCUCCGUUCUCCAGCUGUGACACCAGUGAUGCAGAGUCCUGCUCCCUGCCGGUCAACAGCGCUUCACUGCUCCGCCGGCAGCAGAGCGGCCAGAAACCCACCCCAGUCCGCGGACAUGUUCUCAAGAAGGCCAAGGAAUGGGAACAGAAGACCGGCACAUGAACCUGAACAACCAUCAUCAGUCUGACUUUCACUCCCUUCUCUGCUGAAGAAACUGUGUAUAUUUAUUUAAAACUGGUCAUACAGMUAGAGUGUGCUGAAGAGGACACAAUCAUACCGUUGACAUGAGCUAAACUAAAACCAGAAGCCAGCUUUUAUAUCCCGUAAGCUGUAAGUGCUACAGCUUGAUGCCAGUAUGAUUAGCUGUCAAUUCUUCUGAAGCCACCUCACAAUUUUCCUUUAAAAUUCUUUCCAGCAGUUUUAAAAGGCAGAACCAGGUAUUUAUUUGUAAAUUUUUAUAGGAAAUACUGACUUCCCUUUUUAUUUAUGUUGAUAUAUUUAAAAUACUUUGAGAAUUUGUGGCUAGUGAUCAAUCACAAAACUGGAUCCUUCAAGAACACACAAGAACACAAUAAUGAAAAUCAGCUGAAMAACAGUUCCCUUAAAGGCUGUUCAAAGAAGCAGAAUUACUUCAGWCUGAAGCUAACAUGAAAUUGUCUAAUGUGAAUCAGUUCAUCUAUGAAUCAACUGUAUCUUCAAGCCUUAACAGGUUGCAUAUUACAGCUUGUUGACCCUUGACCCUAAAACAGGUAUCAAAGACACAAACACUGCAUCAACAAAGAAACAUAAGUAAAUAAUAAUGUUUAACUUUUAGACCGAUUAACAGGAAGUGUUUAAUUUCAGUGGAUUGUCAUUAAUGCAUUUAAAGAUGCACCUCAUUAGAUUGAUUUUGAACCCAUUUUGGCAAUACAGAUAAAAUGUAAUGUUUUAGUUAUUUUCUACUUCAUUUUAGUUAGAAAGCAUGGGCAGGUGAGUAGUUUAAACAUGGUGAGGGAAUACACAUGCACACAGUUUGGUAAGACAGAUACACAGAGUUCGUAAACAUUUUGUCAACUCACAUUAGGAGUGAGGGCGGCACACAUUUGGACAAAACUAUGGUUGUAUGUUUGUUAUAGAUAAAUAAAAUAUGGAUUAAAAUAUCUUUAUUCUAAA
Austrofundulus limnaeus is the source of this 3673-nucleotide messenger RNA. It is a transcript of the gene afap1, whose product is annotated as actin filament associated protein 1. Gene Ontology annotation, cellular component: cytosol. The record is from RefSeq and is a predicted model, not a curated record. The transcript is spliced from 18 exons. Lineage: Eukaryota; Metazoa; Chordata; Actinopteri; Cyprinodontiformes; Rivulidae. Gene Ontology annotation, molecular function: SH3 domain binding; SH2 domain binding. Bases 212 to 2683 code for a protein of 823 amino acids.